This is a messenger RNA of Pomacea canaliculata, 6033 nucleotides long. Its product is annotated as nuclear pore complex protein Nup155-like. Gene Ontology annotation, molecular function: structural constituent of nuclear pore. NCBI's taxonomy places the organism in Eukaryota, Metazoa, Mollusca, Gastropoda, Architaenioglossa, Ampullariidae. Gene Ontology annotation, cellular component: nuclear pore inner ring; nuclear pore. Gene Ontology annotation, biological process: protein import into nucleus; protein localization to nuclear inner membrane; RNA export from nucleus. The record is from RefSeq and is a predicted model, not a curated record.
AUUUCAUUGUGAUCGAUGGUGAAAGUCAAAGAAAACCCGAAGCAGCUUUUAAAUACAGAGCACUAAAACUACAUCAGAAAAGGGAUGAAGACCACUAAAGAGAAUUGAAUCGAGAACCAAUGUCAGAUCAUAAAGUACGGAAUGGCACCUGUGACAAAAUCCCCAUCUCGCAGAAAUAUAAAUGUAUGCUCCAUGCGAUGAGAGUGACAGCCCUUACCGGAACAGCAGGUUAUAAUGGCGGCAAUAUGCGGCGUGAUCUACAAAACGUUUUAACUCCUGUGGUUAUCCAACAUUUCCAGUUAUAAAAGCAAAGUACUCUAGAUAUUAACAUUAUAAAUGGCAUCCAUUUUGGGAGGUGGGUUACCACCACUGUCCCUCCAGGAUGUUUUGGAAAACUCAGGCCGCCUUGUAGAUAAAUUCUUACAAGAUGAUCGCAGCUACUUGGAUUUGUCUGAACAACUGCAAGUCCAUUCCCACAACCAACCAAACUCAAGUGGUCUUCAUGACUUCGACUACCCCAGUUUGAUAGAAGCUGGUUUGGGACUAGAGGCUUUGCCUGAAGUCACCAGUGUCAAACGACUACCUCUUCCACCUGAACUCACAGAACAGUUUGAUCGGAUGCAGUGCAACUGCAUGAUGGGACUGUUUCCAGAAAUAGAACGUGCCUUUCUCACCAUUGACAGUGACAUAUUUGUGUGGAAAUAUGAAGAUGGGGGUGACCUGGCCUACUUUGAUGGGCUAAACGAAACUAUUCUCAGUGUUGCCCUCAUAAAACCCAAACCUAGGAUAUUUCAACCUCAUAUUCAGCACCUUUUGUGUCUGGCCACACCAGUCGAUAUUGUAUUGCUUGGGGUCAGCUUCUCCAAGUUUCAUGAUGGUGAAGGGGGAGAAGGAAGUAGAGGUGAAAUGCAUCUUCUUCCCGAGCCGUUGUACUCCAUUCCUACAGACAAUACAUUUAUCACUGCAAUCACUGGCACUGACCAGGGAAGAAUAUUUAUGGCUGGGAAAGAUGGAGCUCUGUACGAAUUAAUUUAUCAGGCAGAAGAUGGGUGGUUCAGUCGUAAAUGUCGCAAGGUGUGCCAUUCAACUAGUUCCCUGUCAUUCCUGGUGCCCUCGUUUCUAAAUUUCUCCUUCAGCCAAGAUGAUCCUUUGGUUCAGAUCAGCAUAGACAACUCAAGACAUAUUUUGUAUGGACGUACACAGAAGGGCAGCAUACAGGUAUAUGACCUUGGUCAGAAUGGAGAGGGCAUGAGUCGUGUGGCAUCUAUUUCUCAACAUACAAUUCUUAACAGUGCUGCACUCAUUGCUAGGACAGUGGAAAAAUCUAACUUCAAAUCUAUUGUACAUAUCUCGGCUGUGACAAGUGAUGAGUCUGCAAAUAUUCAUCUGAUUGCUGUGACACAAUCAGGGGUGCGAUUGUACUUCACUACAUCACCUUUUGGCUCUCAGUGCAUGUCGCCAUCCAUGUUAAGCCUUGUCCAUGUGCGCUUGCCUCCAGGAUUUUCAGCAGGUGCUAUCACACAGAGGCCCACAAAUGUCCAUACGGCAUAUCACAGUCAUGGUACAUUGCUCCUCAUGUCCAGUCAGAAUGAGGACAGUGAUAUGCUGUGGGUCAUCAACAGUGAUUCUUUCCCCUUUCAGAAGCAGUUGAUGGAAACCCAUACAUCUCUGCUGGUGGAUGGCAGAACGUGGACCAUGGGUGAGAUUAGGAGACCUGAAAUAAAAGCGCAAAUACCACCAGGAACAGUGCAACGCCCUGAUCCACCUGUGGUGGUAACCCAGCACAUAGAGCCUGCACGCACUUUCAUUAUUCUCACAGCACAGGGCUCUCACAUUAUGCGGAAACUUCGACCAGUGGAGCAACUGCGGCAGCUUUUGAUUGACUGUGGUGGUCCUGAUGCUGAAGAGGUCAAAGCAUUUUUCAGACUUCACAAGCUAGAUCAAGCAUGUGCUACUUGUUUGGUACUGGCCUGUUCACGUAGUCCCACAGAGCAGCAAGUUGCUGACUGGGCACGCAUGGCUUUCUUUAUGUACGGAGGGGAGGCUCAGUAUAACUUUGUCUCAGGCUCUGCCCUUCAACCAGCUACCAUUGGCUCAACAUCUUUUGCUGGUGGCAAUAGCCUAAGCAGCACUGUGAUGUUCACUCCUGGUGGUCUGUCAGCCAUGACUCCCAUGCCAGGCAUCAUGCCUGCUCACAUGUCUACACCCAUGGCCUAUAGUACACCACUUCAUCAGGCAACCAUUGGCCCUGUACCAGGUGGUGUUCAAGAGGUCAUUUAUUCUGGGAAACACAAUGGCAUCUAUAUUUACCUUGCUCGGAUUCUCAGGCCUUUCUGGGACACACCUGUUACUGUGGAACUAUCAUGCCAGACACCCCAGGGGACGACAGUUUAUCUCACAAGCAACUACAGCAGUGAACAGCUGACAGAAGCCCUGGAGCUAGUUCGUGACUUGUCUGAUUUUGUGGAUUUUAACUCCAAGUUUGAUGCUGGUGGUCCCUCAGAUCUAAUGUCUCCUGCACACAUUCCUGCAAGACUUCGCUUUGGUGAUGGAGGGCUAGAUGAGCACACAAGAAAGAAACUUCAGGCUGAAGCUCAGCGUGUAGAAAAGAUCUCCCUGCAACAUGUUCAGGAACUGCUGCAUCGUGUGGAGGAGGUAUUGGGCCUGUGGCGUGUUCUGCUGGACCAUCAGCUCCAUUUGCUUGCUGCCGGGCUAUCCCAGGAUCAGCAAAACCAGCUGCGGUCACUCACUUUCAAAACGCUGGUUUUAAGUGGCAAAGAGGUAUGUGCCUCCCUUGUUACCUGCCUUAUCAACCGUUAUCUGGAUGACAAUGCAACUGUGGAUGCCAUUAGCAGCCGCCUGCGGGAAGUCUGUCCAUCUCUGUACAGUAUGGAUGAUGCUACUUGCUCCAAGGCAAAUGAGCUUCUGCAGGCAGCUCGUUUCAUUCAAGAUCGAAAUGAACGGAGACGCCAUCUCCAGGAGUCAUUGCGGCUCCUGAAGGCAGUAGCACAACCCUUACAGUUGACUGUGGUUUGUAACCAGCUGGCAGCAGUAGGCCAUUACACAGGCAUUGUGGAGCUGUGUUUGGCAGAGGCUAAAAAGUGUGACCCACAUGACCUUGCCCAGCAUUUCUACACUCAAGGUGAACAGCCUGAGGAUGGACAAGGCAUGCAAGCAUAUAUCCACAGAAUGGAAUGUUACAAGUGCAUCACAGAGACACUUGGGUAUCUGUGGAGUGCUGCUGCAACUGUCCCCCAAUCUCCGUCUAUGCCAAAGACGCCAGGUCCACCUCCUCAGCAUGACCCCAGCCACAUGGCCAUUGAGCAAGCAGACCAGCAUAGAGAAGAAGUUUUUCAACUGUGUUUGAAGUCCACAGAUAUGCUUUUCCACUCUGCCUUGUAUGACUGGCUUUUUGCCACCAAUCGCUUGGAAAAAUUAUUAGAGAUUGGCACACCUUAUCUUGAAGCCUACCUUAAGCGUCGAUCGACACAGUCUACAGACAAGGUGGCUGCCUUGGAUUUGCUGUGGAAACACUAUGAAAAAAACAGCAAUUUUAUGGCUGCAGCUCACAUCCUGGCUCAACUGGCACAGCGUCAUGGAACGGACCUGACACUGACCCGGCGUCUGGAGUACUUGUCACGUGCUAUAAUGUGUGCUAAGUCAGCAACAACUCUGAGUGGCACUACACACAGUGGGGAGUUUCUGCAUGAACUGGAAGAGAAAAUGGAAGUAGCGCGUCUGCAGCUGCAGGUGCAACAAGCUCUGCAACGAAUGAGAGAUGGUGCCAAACCCUUAAGCCAUCAGGCUGAUAUUAGAGAUGCCAUUGAGAAGCUGCAAGCUGAUCUUCAUGACAUCACAACGUUGUAUGAAGAGUUUGCUGACCGCUUUGACCUUUGGGAGUGCAAGUUGGCUAUUGUGCAUUGUGCAAAUCUUUAUGACAGUGCUCUUAUAGAAAACUUGUGGCAAAACAUUAUCUCUAAAGAAUUAUUAAUUCCUGGAGGAAUAAAAUCAAUGGACCAAUUAACCAGUGUUAGUGAGCGACUUGUCAGCAUAAUGCGGAAUUAUGUCUCUGCCGAACGCUACUUUCCUCUUGCCUUCAUAGUUCGACAUCUAGAAACACAUAGUUGCGAAAUAGGCAUUGAUCUUCGCUGGGUCUUCCUUGCUAUGCUGAAUAUUGGCGUCUCACCAACACGACUUCUGGAACUCUAUGACAGACUUUUCAAGUCAAGGGAUCCUUUUUGGCAGACUGUAGGCCAGCCUUUACAUCUGCUGGCAGUGCUUCACUCUCUACUGUCUUACCUAGCAGAGAACCCCUCACGCAUUCCUUCAUCUGAUAGGCGACGCUUCAAUUUGGUAUGCCUAGAUGCUGUGGCCAGCUACCUGAUAGAGCUUCAGGCCAAUAGUAGUGACAGCAGUGUGCGGCGCCUUAUCGCUCAGUUCAAGGCAGUACAAGCACAGCUUGAACGCAUGUAAUGGACAUUUAAUUGCCCCAAAUGGAGAAAGCAAUGUAGAUGAAUCAAAAGCAGUCUUUAGGGGUGGGGCAGUGAUUUUGGGAUAACAUCCUGCUUAAAAUUUAUUCAGAAACUGGAGAAUAAGUUGCUGCCCAGGAAGGUUUUCCCAGACAUGAAGUGAUAGGCUGCUGAUGAUGUUGGUUACAGAAUGGACUAAUGCCAGAACCAAUACAUAACCACCCUGUGCUGUGUAUGUGGGACUAUGGUCACUGGUGCUUCUCUGAGAUGAAAUUACAUGUGUUGAAGUCCAUUACCCUUAUUUACUGAAACACUUUUAGAACUUUUAUGCCAUUUGCAGCAAAGAGGUCCCCCUUAUUUAAGUGAAAAGGCGCCUAAACAUGUGGAUGUUUGCAUGGAGUAUUGAGAUUGUCAUGAUUGCUGUGCUUGUGACAGUGUUCUCAUGUGAUGUGUUUCAGUCUUAGAACCAUUUGUAUACACAGUUGAAGACUGCUUUUAUCUGCAGCUGCCAAAAGUUGCUAUUUCUUUGUCCCCUGGAAUUCAUAAAAAAGGACGUCAGAAAAUGUAAUAUUGAUGUGCUCACUGUAAGAAUGCAUUGUGACUGGAAAAAAUGUUGAUAUACCAUAUUUUAUGACAAGUGUGCUUAAGUGAUUGGUACCAAACAUGUUUUCCCCUUGUCAAAAGUGAAUCAGUUAUUUUAAAAGGCAAUGUUUACUUUUUUUUAAAAUAUAUUUUUACUGUGUUGUUCAAAGAUGCUUAAUAACCAAAUGUUACACUACUGAUCUUUAAAGAAAAUUUAACAUCCUGCUUAUUCUUCUUAAUUUUUGUAGCAAUGAACUUACACAGGACAUUUAAUGAAACUGACAAACAGUUGCAUGUAAGUCAAUCAGCUUGUUUAUUUAGAAAGACUCAACUGUUCCUCAGCUUCCAAAAUAUUUUUUUGCUCACUUGUGCGCAGCAGGAUAUAUAUAUUUGCUGUUGUUUUCCUGUUGCUGCUUAUUCUGGCAGUAAAAGUACUCUUUCUUGCAUACUAGCUCACCAAGCCCUAAAUGGGUCAAGCUUUGUCCAGAUGUUGAUGGCCAUCAGUACAUCACACCAAAAGUGCUUAUGGACUGCAUCAGUACAGUCUACUGAUUUGAAACGUGGACAACUUGUUUUGAAUCAACCAUGUUCUGCUGAUGUAUCAGGGUUUCUAAUCUGGUCUGAAUUCCAGUGGGCCAUCAUUUGUCUUUGAAUGUCCUGUGCCUCCUGCACUUGAGCUUCUGUACAAUAGUCCUAUGUAUAUAACAGAUGCACACAUUUAAAUACAUCUGGACAUUUCUGUAUUCCACAUGCACUGUUUACACAAAAACAUUAAAAAACUUUUAUGUUAAACUAUUUUUGGUAAAUGUGUUAAUUCUAAAAUUGCAGAACUUUUAAUUCUUGGUCAUUACGAUAACAAUAUAAACAAAAUCUGACAUCCUGGAUGAGUUAACCUGAGAGGAAAUUUUCUAAAAUCCACCCUUUUUGAUGGUUCUUGUUGAUGUUUCUAGAUGGUAAAUAAAAGUGUUCUAUUAAAAAAAAA